Molecule: messenger RNA, 1069 nt
Organism: Halichondria panicea
Lineage: Eukaryota; Metazoa; Porifera; Demospongiae; Suberitida; Halichondriidae
Product: proliferating cell nuclear antigen-like
Exons: 6
Coding region: 178-963 (261 amino acids)
Biological process (GO): mismatch repair; leading strand elongation; regulation of DNA replication
Cellular component (GO): PCNA complex
Molecular function (GO): DNA binding; DNA polymerase processivity factor activity
Source: RefSeq, a predicted model, not a curated record
UUUGAAUAAUGGUUUUAUGAUGUGCAUUAUUUAGAAUUUCAACAGGCCAAUCACUUUCGAGGGGUGGCAUUUGUUGGCGGGCGAUUGGCAGUACUACCACGUAGUCACACCACUUGAUAAGAAAAACUUUCUCUAGAGCUCAUCUUUUUAUCCCUAUCCACAGCAACUCUCAUCAAGAUGUUCGAGGCACGCUUGGCCCAAGGCAGUCUGCUCAAGAAAAUCAUUGAAGCAAUCCAUAAUCUGGUCCCAGAGAUCAACAUGGAGGUGACAUCAUCGGGUAUCUCGGUACAAGCCAUGGACUCCAGUCAUGUGUGCCUCGUGUUCCUGGAGUUGGACGCUGGAGCAUUUGAUCCAUUCCGAUGUGACAAGAAUAUCACUCUUGGAGUCUCUACAGCAAAUUUGCUCAAGGUGCUCCGUUGUGCUGGCAACGAGGACUCCAUCACUCUCAGAGCUAAGGACGACACUGACAGUAUGGAGGUGUUCAUUGAGAACACUGAUCAGGACAGAACCUCAACCUUUGAGAUCAAACUCAUGGAUCUCGACCAAGAGAGGCUGGGAAUACCCGCCACAGAAUACGAUGCCGUUCUAAAAAUACCGUCUGGAGAAUUUCAACGGAUCACUCGCGAUAUUUCUCAAUUCAGUGACUCCAUGGUCAUCUCGUGCACUAAGGAAGGUGUCCAGUUCUCCACUGCCCCCAGCACCACUGAGGGGAGCGCUAAGAUCACACUCAAGGAUGGGGCGGUCAUGGACAAGAAGGGAGAGGGCGGGGUUUCUAUUGAGUUGAAUGAACCAGUCUCUCUCACGUACGCCUGUCACUUCAUGGGCUUCUUUGUCAAGGCCACACCCCUUUCCGAUAAGACCAUAGUGUCGCUGAAGGCUGAUCGUCCAAUGGCCUUGGAGUAUCCCAUCGGAGCCAUUGGUCACCUCCGCUAUUAUCUGGCUCCUAAAGUAGAGUCAGAGUGAACACUAACUCACUAGCUCAUUUAUUUGCCACUCACAUCUUUAAAUUUGUUAUUGUAAUUAUUAUACACAUGACAUUAUUCCUUAAUAUUAUUAUUAUGAUGUUUAA